AUGCCGGACGCACUGACCCUCAUUAAGAACCGCACGGAGCCUCGGCUGGGACAGCUGGAGCGCACCCUGAGCGCGGAGGGGGUUGAACGCCCCGCCUGGGUGAUUGGCAUCCUGGCCUCUGUGCUCAUCUUCACCACUGUGGUGGAUGUGCUGGGCAACCUGCUCGUCAUCAUCUCUGUCUUCAGGAACCGCAAGCUCCGGAACUCCGGUAAGACGCGCUGUGUUCGCUGGAUGAUGAAAGGCUGCGAAAGUGCGCUCGAACUUGUUUCACAAACACAUUCGGCUCCAGCACUUUGA
This is a messenger RNA of Knipowitschia caucasica, 297 nucleotides long. The record is from the annotation of a GenBank genome assembly. Lineage: Eukaryota; Metazoa; Chordata; Actinopteri; Gobiiformes; Gobiidae.